UUCAACUUCAACUAUGAACAAGUAACAACCAACAACAACAAAAACAAAGCAGAAAAGAAACUUUUAUCCAUCUCAGGAAUUAACCAAUUCCAGUUCUGAGAAAGGAUGUUUUCUCAAUUAGCAGGGAAAGCCUCUUUUGUCAACUAUCUUCCAAGAUUGACUCAAGCUACUGCUGAUGAUGGAGAACCCACUUCAGGCUACCUGCUUGAUGAAAUUACAAAAAUCACAUUCCAAUCUACAUCAUCUAGUAACCAACUUGUUGAUUAUCUUAUUCAUAGACUUAACAAAUCCACAACGCCUGUUAAAAUCAAGUAAUUUUCUUUUACAGGUUUUAAAGAUCAUCAUCUAUGUCAUUGGCACUGGUCAUGUGAGCUUCAGGCAACAGCUCCGUUUAAAUGAUGGUUCAAUCAAGAAUGCUGUUCUUCAUAGUGGUCCUGCUGAUCCAUUGAUGGGGAAUACCCAGUACAAGGAUGUGCAGAAGUUAGCUCAAGACACUUUGGAACUUCUUUUCAAUUCAGAAGCUAUGAAAGAGGAGGAAAAUGGAGCAAAUGGAUUAGAAACAGGAGAACCUUCGCCUGUUUUCAUGGGCGGUAUGGGAUCCACGGCUAGAGGGGGAGGAAAAUAUGAAGGCUUUGGAAACAGUAUCAAGGAGAGAGAGGGGACUGUUGCAAACAAGAUGCUAGACUACUUUGGACGCCUCAUUCAUCCAACAGAUGAACAAACUAGUGAAGUUAUUAGAGCUGCUUUGCACAGUUCUCCUGGCGAUUAUCAGCCUGUUGCUGUCGCAGGAACACUAGUAGAUCCAGUUUUUACUGCUCCAAUUCCUACAACUAAAGCACCAUUCAUAAAAAAUCACGUUCCGGGCAAGGCGGGUGGGGGUUGGGAAUCUGAUGAAGACGAACAUGAGGAAGAACUCCGAUCUCAAACAUUACCGGAUUACUCAUCAGAAGUUGCCGCUGUUAGCAUGCAUCUUGAUGCUUCUAAUAGUUUCCAAGACUUAAACGAAAAUUCACAGGUAGAUGACUCACACUUUACAGUGCUUAAAGAAAUCACACAGUUCAGUAAGAGAGCAGGUCUGCCAUCCAUAGAUGAACUAGAUGAAAUAUGUGCCAAGUGUACAACUGCUGGUUACCUACAAUUAGUAUCAACUAUACCUAAAGUUUAUUCUGACCUCCAAAAAAGUUCACUUACUGAUGGUACAUUAAGAAUUCUGUUAUUGUGGGAGUGGUUGUAUCAUCAUGAUUAUACAAUUCAGCAGGGACUUGCUAAAGAUGUUCAAGAGAUGCUUGCUGAAAUAGAAAAGGACUCUAAUCUGCCAGCUGCUUGCAAAUCCAAGGCAAAAAAGUUAUCAAUUAUGUACAGUAAAAAUGAAACUCUUGGAAACAGUUCAACAACCUCUCAAAUAACAAGCUAAUAUUUGGAAACUAUUUGUGUGAGUUGUUUGUACCGUACAUGAAUAAAUGUAACACAUUUUCUUUUA
This is a messenger RNA of Frankliniella occidentalis (western flower thrips), 1480 nucleotides long. RefSeq names its product AP-4 complex accessory subunit Tepsin. Bases 176 to 1414 code for a protein of 412 amino acids. The record is from RefSeq and is a predicted model, not a curated record. Lineage: Eukaryota; Metazoa; Arthropoda; Insecta; Thysanoptera; Thripidae. The transcript has 9 exons. Gene Ontology annotation, cellular component: trans-Golgi network membrane.